AUGGUCAAGAAGUCAUCAGCAGCACUGUGUAUUUAUGCUUGUAUAUUUGGAGCUUCAGUAGCUUCUUCUCCGGUAACUUUUGAGCUACUAACGGGCGAGCAAGAGUGUUUGUACGUAGAAGCGUCCGACAACAGUGUUAUAUCGUACUACUUCGCAGUACAGCACAGUUGGAGCGGAAAAUCGGAUGUUGACCAUGAAAUUUUUGGUCCCGGAGACGAUACAAAUCCCAUGUUUGCCAGUUUGCGCGAAAGCCAGGGCGAGUGGUCUUUUAGAGCGCACACAGCAGGCGAAUAUCGGUUUUGUUUCCGGGCUCCCGUGUCAUCUUGCAUCUUGGAUGUGCAGAUUUUGGUCAAGUCUGGAAAUCUUGGUGGAAUACCAAAUGAACAUGUCCCGUCACUGCCAGGCCAUUUUGUGGAUCCGUUGCAAGAUACAUGGGCACGUUCGCUGGACCUCAUUGAACGACAGCUCAAAGUGCUCGAGACAAACAUGCAGCGCUACAAAAUACGGACGAUACGCAACGGGACUACAGUUGUAUCAAUUGCAUCACGGGCCAAACUGUUGGCUAUCUGCGGAAGCUUGUUCAUUGUGUGUAUCGUCUACUGUCAAACUAAACUGCUAAAAAGACGAAUAAAGAGUCUACUCAGUAAUAGAAAAUGA
Molecule: messenger RNA, 657 nt
Organism: Lachancea lanzarotensis
Lineage: Eukaryota; Fungi; Ascomycota; Saccharomycetes; Saccharomycetales; Saccharomycetaceae
Gene: ERP3
Product: LALA0S01e01376g1_1
Exons: 1
Coding region: 1-657 (218 amino acids)
Biological process (GO): intracellular protein transport; Golgi organization; endoplasmic reticulum to Golgi vesicle-mediated transport
Cellular component (GO): endoplasmic reticulum-Golgi intermediate compartment; COPII-coated ER to Golgi transport vesicle; Golgi apparatus
Source: RefSeq, a predicted model, not a curated record